Spirodela intermedia is the source of this 2239-nucleotide messenger RNA. The record is from the annotation of a GenBank genome assembly. Lineage: Eukaryota; Viridiplantae; Streptophyta; Magnoliopsida; Alismatales; Araceae.
AUGGGGAAGCAGAGUAGGCUGAAGGCGUCGGCCAAGGAGAAGAAGAAGCAGAGUCCCACCAUGCUGGUCGCUGAGCGAUCGGACAUGGAGGAGGUCCAAAUCCGUUCCGCGGCCGCUCCCACGCAAGAAGUCUCCGGUGGCCGGAGACGCGUUGGAAGGGAAACCGAUGUCGGGAGUCGCACCCCCGGCCCCAUCGGCGGAGGAAAUCCGGCAACUGAGGACACUCAACGACAUCCUGGCCAGGCGGAUGUUGGAGGCGCGGCAGGAAAGGAACCAGGACCAGAGCCUCCUCUCCGACCUCGAGAGCGGCGCUAUCCGCGCAGCCCUCGCCUCUCAGCUGUCAGAGGAGGCCCGCCGCCUCGUGCUCGUCGCCGAAGAGCGCGGCCGCGCCGGGGGAGCUGAGGCGGCGAGGAGGGAGGCGGACAGAGAGAGAGAUCUGUAUAUUGCGGAGACGGAGUCAAGCUGGAGCCAGGCAAUGGCAGAGGCCGAUAAGAAGAAUACAACAAAGUGCGAGGAGAUAUCUCUGUUGAAGGUGGAUCUGCAGAGGUUGGCGCGCGAGAAGGCGGAUGUGGAGGAGACCCUGCGGGCUGCUGAGGAGGAGGUCGGUGCCAUCGCAGGGAACCUUGGAGAUGCCAGGAAGGCGCUCGAGUUGGCGCAUGGAGAGAACGUUAUCCUCGAGAAGAAGCUCCACAGUCUUCUUCGAGAACGGGACGAAAUCCAGAAGGAGAAGAGAUCUCUGGAGUCAAGAGUCAUAGACGCAGAAAUAUGCCGCAGGGAGGAUGAAGAGGCUCUGGAGCGCGCUCGAUCGGAAUAUAGAGCAUUAGAAAAAGGUAACGAGGUGAAGGAUGAAGCUCUGGAGUCGUUGGCGCAGGAGAAGGCCUUUUUGGAGAAGAAGCUCGCCGCCUCUCAGGUAUUGGCGGACGACCUAAAGAGACGGAUGGCCGAGGCAGCUCAGGCCAGCGCCGACGAAUUGGAAAAGGUCGUCCGCCAAGGGGAUGAGGCCCGGCAGGGCCUCGAUCUCCAGACGCGCGAGAUGCAGGUCCUGGUGACCAGAUCUUGGGAGGUUGCCAGAGAGAUGAGGGAUGUUGCUCUCUGCAAGUGCCAGCCACCGGAGGAGGCGAGCAAGAAGUGGAGGCGAGAUCUGGACUCCUCGAUGGCCGGGGACAUAUCGUUGUCGGAUAGUCUAUUGGCUGCAAACAAGUUCAUGGCUCAUUUGAACACCGAGAUGUCGGAAAUUUUCAAAGCCCGAGGUGAGGAGCUGGAGCAGUCGCACGCGGAGAUGAAGAAGACCAUUGCCAUGAUGGGAGCCGAGCUCCAAGACCUCGCAAAGGUUAAUUUCAGGUUGAACAGUGAGCUCUCAAGCGUCCGGGAUGGUUAUCAGUCGCUCAAGGUUGAGGACGCAGAUCUCAAGGUUGAGAUCCUGAGAUUGAAGGAUGAGCUCAGUGGACAGCUGAAAGAGAAGGAGAUGAUCACCAGUAUGUACCAGGCGCAGAUUGAGGAUGCGCGGCGCGAGAAGGAUGAGCUGAGCGGGAAGGUGGAUGAGGUCCGACGAGAGAGGAACAUGAUGAAGAAGAAGAAAGCGGAGCUGGAAGAUGAGAUUGCCGGACUGCGUGAGUCUAUGGCGGAGCUCAAAUCCGAAGUUGGAGAUCUGCGUGCUCUCUCUGAAGACUACGCUAGGGAGAAGGAUGACUCGCUGAAGCUCCUCAGGGAGAAGACACAGCAAGCAGAGGAGCUGAUGCUGGAGUUGGGAGAGCUUGAGAAGGGGAAGCUCGCCAUCGAGAAGGAGCUCGAAGGCCUUCUGGAAGAGAGGGAGAGCCAGGCGAUCCAGGUCCGUUCUCUCGGGGAAGAAAGGUCUUCUCUCCAGAGGAGCCUCGCCGAUGCUGAGGGAAAGGUCAAGUCUCUCCAUAAGCUGAGGGAGCUCGUCCUCUCCAUGCUGAGAAGCGCCGCUGAGGAAGCGCCGCCGGCGAGCGAAACCAGAGAAGGCGACCAGAGCGCCGCCAAGUCCGCCCCCGCGGAGGCCGACGAGGAGGUGCGGCCGUUUGCAUUGGAGAUCGAGGCCCUCCACCGGGGCCUCAAGAGCAGACGAGUGGAAAUCGAAGGCAUGAACCAGGAGCUCAAGCGACACCAGGAGUCGGCGGCGGUCGCCCAGCAGGCAAACUCCCGAUGGAAGUUCUUCUCCUCCGCCAUGGCCGCCGCCGCCGCUCUGCUCUCCAUCGCCUUCGCUGCCAAGGCCCGCUGA